AUGUCAUUUGAACAAUGCAAGGAUCAUCCGGAACCACCUCCAGCAUAUUCUCUUCAUCAGCAUGCUUGUAUUUCUUUGAAUUCGAGUGAUUGUCUUCGAUUUAUCCGAUUUCCACGAUCAGUUAUUAAUAUUCUUCGUCAAGCUAUCAUUGAAAGUUGGCUACGUGGCAUACAGAGAGAAGAAAAUUAUGAAGAUGCUCACGAAUUCAAACUACAUGGUAGUCCUUGGUGGGGUCAAGGAGAUGAUGCUGUUCCAUCACGUAUUUUAAUGAUUCAUAUUCUUUCAGCACUUUAUAAUAACGGAUGGUAUCUAUUAACAUCAACCCAUAUUUCCAAAAAACCAUACGAUCAAGAUUCAUUAAUUUUUGAACUUGGAAUACCUCCAUCACCAACAUCAUUUUUUUCUGUGUCAUUCAAUGAUUAUGAUAAACUAAAUUUGAUUUGUGCUCCAUCUGAAUUAAUUCCAGCAGUACAACAAACUCUUGGUCAAGAAACGAUUCAACGAGAAGAAUGGUGUGAUAGUGGUACUGCUUAUCAUUUUAAACUACGUGGUAAUCCGUGGAUAAGCAGUGGAGAUAAAGGAAUACAUUCUCGAAUAAAACUGUUAUCUCUAUUAGAUUGUUUUACUACAUUUGGCUGGAAACUAUAUGCAAGUAUCGAUAUGAAUAGAGGUGAUGAAGAUAGAUAUACAGAUUCUUGGUUUUUUUAUCAAUAUUCAAAAUAA
This is a messenger RNA of Adineta steineri, 723 nucleotides long. NCBI's taxonomy places the organism in Eukaryota, Metazoa, Rotifera, Eurotatoria, Adinetida, Adinetidae. The record is from the annotation of a GenBank genome assembly.